Penicilliopsis zonata CBS 506.65 is the source of this 552-nucleotide messenger RNA. RefSeq lists its product as hypothetical. The transcript has a single exon. Gene Ontology annotation, biological process: ubiquinone biosynthetic process; cellular respiration. The record is from RefSeq and is a predicted model, not a curated record. The annotation marks the transcript as partial. Gene Ontology annotation, cellular component: mitochondrion. Gene Ontology annotation, molecular function: ubiquinone binding. NCBI's taxonomy places the organism in Eukaryota, Fungi, Ascomycota, Eurotiomycetes, Eurotiales, Aspergillaceae.
GGAGAUAACAACGAUUCGUCUCGCAAAAGACAUCUCACAGCCUCCCGGGUACUCCCCUACGCGCCCGCUCCGCUCUUCCGCACCAUCUCCGCCGUCGAGUCGUACUCUUCCUUCCUUCCCUUCCUCACCGCGUCGACGGUGACGGCCCGCGACGAGCGCACGGGAUUACCCUCCGAAGCCUUCCUAACGGUCGGGUACGGCCCGCUCAGCGAGACGUUUACAUCCAAGGUUGAUUGUGAUGAGAGGGCUUGGGUGGUUGAGGCGAGGAGCGGAGGAAUCGCUCCUCAUGGGACUCGGACCGGCCACCCCCCCCCGUCAGGUUUUAGCUUGGAUAAAGCCAUUCCGGGCGCCAACGAAGGUAUCUUCGAGUAUAUGAGUACGCGGUGGGAAUUGGUGCCGCUCUCUACUUCUCCGGUUUCUACAAAGGUGCAGCUGGAGAUCCGGUUCGAGCUGCGGAGCCAGCUGCAUGCUGCAAUGAUGGGGGCGGUCGAGGGGCAAAUGGCUUCGUUGAUGAUCGAGGCGUUUGAGAGGAGGAUACGAGACACGUAUUAG